This is a messenger RNA of Suillus fuscotomentosus, 681 nucleotides long. RefSeq lists its product as uncharacterized. Lineage: Eukaryota; Fungi; Basidiomycota; Agaricomycetes; Boletales; Suillaceae. The annotation marks the transcript as partial. The transcript has a single exon. The record is from RefSeq and is a predicted model, not a curated record.
AUGGUAAAGCAAGAGACAACCAUUGCAGAAUCCCAUCGCAAUAUUCUGAACCCAAAUGAACAGAAUGGGCAGUCGUCUAAGGCCGUGACUGAAUAUGGGCAGAAUGCAUUUCAGUCUGUUGAGACCGCGCUAGUUUCAUGUCGUGAUACUGAGACUCCUGCAUCUGACAGUGUCACAACGCCUACGCUAUUGUCUGACGAAGUGAUCGAAAAAAUCGGAUCUGAAAAUAGCCUCAACCAGCAGCAAUGGAUAGCUUUCCAUAUUAUUGCAAAUUUUUUCGUAAAGAGACACGUGGACGGAUGUAGUGAUGAUGCUGAUUGCCUCACAAUGCUAAUGAUGGGUCCUGGUGGCACUGGGAAGACACAUGUAGUGAAGGCUGUUCGCGCAGUUAUGCAGUAUUAUGGCUGCGGCCACAUGAUCCGAUUUCUUGCUCCUACUGGAUCUGCUGCUGCUCUCAUUGAUGGUAUGACUGUGCACAAAGGUCUGGGUAUUACAAUCAAGUCCAACAACAAGGGAAAGGGGAAUCGCAAACCUGGUGAGAGUACUCAGGAUUACACGGUUGUCAUAAGUGUCAGUAGUCGCGUCCAGCUUCAUGAGGAGUGGAAAAGUGUUGAAUUCCUCCUCAUUGAUGAGGUGUCACUUGUUAGCCUUCAGCUUCUAGCUGAAAUUGAUCAUGCACUG